This is a messenger RNA of Corythoichthys intestinalis (scribbled pipefish), 2745 nucleotides long. Its product is annotated as protein PALS2-like. The transcript has 14 exons. Gene Ontology annotation, cellular component: cell-cell junction; plasma membrane. Bases 385 to 2046 code for a protein of 553 amino acids. Lineage: Eukaryota; Metazoa; Chordata; Actinopteri; Syngnathiformes; Syngnathidae. The record is from RefSeq and is a predicted model, not a curated record. Gene Ontology annotation, molecular function: protein binding.
UCCUCAACUUUGAAGGACGCUUGAUGUGCUCCACAGAGAAGCUUUGUGUGAGUUGAGAGGAGGAGAAAAAAGAAGGGGGCGCAGCAUCCUGGCUGCCCGCCUGGCACGCACGCCGAGCAGUAAAACUAACGUCAACUAGUGUGCCAUAACUGGGCAAUAAUGGACAUAAUAGGUGAAAGUAAUUGAGACCGCGUGACCGGACUCCCGUGAAGACAGCAGACAUUCCAGAUGCCUCGAGAAGACAGAAGGCUCCAUGUUGGAGUGUUGUACAGAUGAUUUUAACACAGUUUGCGGCCCAGCAGUCACUCUGGUCACUGUAGGUGGGCCAUUGGGCAGAAUUUGACUGUGUAAAGAGGGUUUGACCAAAACUGAAGAACACGCAACAUGACCGUGGCCAAUGCAAAGUCAGGCUCAGCCAUGCAGCAGGUUCUGGACAACCUGAAAGACCUGCCCACAGGCUCAGUUGCGAAAGACAUUGACCUUAUCUUUCUCCGUGGCAUCAUGGAGAGCCGCAUCGUCCGCUCCCUUGCUAAGGCUCAUGAGCGGCUCGAGGAGGUCAAGUUAGAAGCGGUGCGAAAUGACAACGUUCAGCUUAUCUUUGAGAUCUUGGAAUCCCUCAACAAGCUACCAAAUAAAGAUGCUGCUAGUGCCGAGCUCACCCAAAUCCUUCAGGAGCCUCAUUUUAAGUCUUUGAUCGAGGCUCAUGACCAAGUGGCUACAAAGUGCUAUGAGAUACCUAAUGACACUGUAAACUGCACUGCCACCUUGGCCAGUUGUCUAAUGCCCGCUGACGCCAUUAGGAUGAUUGGCAUACAGAAGAAAGCUGGAGAACCGCUGGGGGUGACCUUCCGCGUGGACCGAGGGGAGAUGGUGAUCGCGCGGAUCCUGCACGACAGCUCCAUCGACCGCCAGGGCAUGUUGCACACUGGCGACAUCAUCCGAGAGGUAAACGGCUGCCAGGUGGGCGGCGACCCGCAGCGACUGCAGGAGCUGCUGAGAGACUGCAGUGGCAGCGUCACCCUCAAGGUGCUGCCAAGUUACAAAGACUUACCUGCUCUUCCACAGGUUUAUAUGAAGCCACAUUUUAACUAUAACCCGGCCUCAGAUAACCUGAUUCCUUGUAAAGAGGCGGGCCUUGCCUUCUCUAAGGGAGACAUCCUGCACAUUGUGAACAAGGAGGACCCCAACUGGUGGCAGGCACGUAGUGUUGUGGGCGGAGUCACCGGCCUGAUCCCCAGUCAGUUUUUAGAGGAGAAGAGAAAAGCAUUUGUGAGAAAAGACUGGGAUCUGUCAGGUAAAGGGUUGCUUUGUGGAAAUCUCUCGGUGAAAAAAAAGAAGAAGAAGAAAAUGAUGUAUCUCAUGACAAAGAACGCAGAAUUUGACCGUUACGAGCUGCAGAUCUACGAGGAGGUGGCCAAGAUGCCAGCUUUCCAGAGGAAAACGCUGGUUCUAAUUGGUGCCCAGGGUGUCGGGAGGCGGAGCCUGAAGAACAGACUCAUCGUUAUGAAUCCUCUGCGAUAUGGAACCACUGUGCCCUUCACGUCACGCAGUCCAAGAGAAGAAGAGCGAGACGGCCAGAACUACUGUUUUGUGACACGGCAUCAGAUGGAGCAGGACAUUAAGGACAGCCGCUUCCUGGAGCACGGGGAGUACGACGGCAACCUCUACGGUACCAAGAUCGACUCCAUCCACGAGGUGGUGGCGGCUGGCCGAACCUGUAUCCUCGACGUCAACCCCCAGGCCUUGAAAGUGCUCAAAACUGCUGAGUUCAUGCCCUUUGUGGUAUUCAUCGCCGCUCCUGAGCUCGACACCUUGAGAGAUAUGCACAAGGCCGUGGUGGAUGCUGGCUUAACAACUAAACUACUUACUGAGAAUGAUUUGAAGAAGACAGUGGAGGAGAGCGCCAGAAUCCGUCGCGCCUACAGCCACUUCUUUGACCUGACCAUUUACAACGACAACCUGGACAAGGCCUUCGACCAGCUGCAGGAGGCUGUAGAGAGACUACUCAUAGAGCCGCAGUGGGUCCCGGUCAGCUGGGUCUACUGAUGAGGCGCCCCCUUUGAUCGGACUGGACUGUGGUUGUCCGGAGCUGCUACACCUGCCAUGUGAACGGGGAUGCCGCAAUGCACACUAUGCAAGUCACAGCGCACGGGAAGUGUACUUAUUUAUUGGCAAACUCUUUUAAUAUACUCAUCAAAUUGAUUGGGAGUCAUUUUGUGUCGGUGUUUUUUAAUAGAAAUCAAUUGGACAUGUCCCGUUAUUUAAUGUUACCCUUGUAUGUAAGUUGUCUAUUUAUUCUAUUAAGAAAAUGGAGGGCUUGCUUUUUAAUGAUACCUCACCUCAGUGUUUGCGUUUACUCAUCUCAUUUUGCCACUAUUUGUUGUCAUCCUACUAGUAGUCACCACCACUUAAUAAGGCUGCUUUUUUUGCCUGUUUUUCGUUAAGUGGAAAGGAUCGAAUGGAACUAAGAGAUAACAAUGUGCCCAUCAUACAUUUCCCUUACUAUGCCAAGAACAGGUCACAUAAAUGUAAACAUUGAUGUUUCUCUCAAACUAACCACGUGGUGCUGCAUUUGACUACAAAAAACGUUUUAAUUAAACAGGGUGCUGUCUCAAUAAAACGUCCCUUUUGAUGUGAUCCCACUUAAACUGCCAAAACAGAUUUACUGACUUAAAAACCAUAUUUUACUUAUAUUUCAGAUAAGAUGUAUUUUCCAAUGUUGAAUAAAUGUGUUUUUUAAUCUAA